Molecule: messenger RNA, 1799 nt
Organism: Galendromus occidentalis (western predatory mite)
Lineage: Eukaryota; Metazoa; Arthropoda; Arachnida; Mesostigmata; Phytoseiidae
Gene: CCT3
Product: chaperonin containing TCP1 subunit 3
Exons: 4
Coding region: 89-1747 (552 amino acids)
Biological process (GO): protein folding
Molecular function (GO): ATP hydrolysis activity; ATP-dependent protein folding chaperone; ATP binding
Source: RefSeq, a predicted model, not a curated record
GCAGACGAUCCCCUUCCAUACUUGGAAUACCGCGUGCUUUUAGCGCUUGUUCUUUGACAAUUUCUCGUUCAGAGUCUCUCAAAUUGAAAUGUUUGCCCCCGGACAGAUGCCGAUUCUGGUGUUAAGCCAGAACACCAAGCGGGAUUCUGGUCGGAAGGUUCAGUUAGACAAUAUCCGAGCAGCGAAAACUGUCGCGGAUAUCAUCCGAACAUGUCUCGGGCCAAGAGCGAUGCUGAAAAUGUUGAUGAACCCCAUCGGAGGGAUCGUUCUCACCAAUGACGGCAACGCGAUCCUCCGGGACAUCCAAGUUCAACACCCGGCCGCGAAAUCCAUGAUCGAGAUCUCUCGUACUCAGGACGAGGAAGUGGGCGAUGGGACGACUUCCGUUAUUGUCCUCGCCGGUGAACUCUUGGCCAACGCGAUUCCGUUCCUCGAGCAAAACAUGCACCCGACCGUCAUAAUCUCAGCCUACCGGAAGGCUCUGGAAGAAGCGGUCGAGAUCCUUAAAACGAAAGUCGCCACCGAAGUCGACGUGAACAACGUUGGCCAAAUGACCGAUAUCAUCAACUCAUGCAUCGGGACGAAGUUCAUCUCCAAAUGGAGCGGACUUGCCUGCCAAAUGGCUCUUCAGGCUGUCAAAACCGUAUGCAUCGAGCGCCAUGGAACCAAGGACAUCGAUAUCAAGAACUACGCCAAGAUCGAAAAGAUCCCCGGAGGGGCGAUCGAGGAUUCCGAGGUACUCAACGGUGUCAUGCUGAACAAAGAUGUCGUGCAUCCCCGCAUGCGCCGACUCAUCGAAAACCCCCGCAUCGUCCUCCUCGACUGCAAUCUGGAGUACAAGAAAGGGGAAUCUCAGACGAAUAUCGAAAUCUCCAACGAAACCGAUUUCACGAAGAUUCUCGAAAUUGAGGAGAAAUACAUACAACAGGUGUGCGCCGAUAUCAUCUCGGUCAAGCCAGAUCUGGUCAUCACAGAGAAAGGUGUGUCCGACUUGGCCCAGCACUAUCUCAUGCAGGCCAACAUCUCUGUCAUUCGACGAGUCCGAAAAACAGACAACAACCGUAUCGCUCGAGUGUGUGGAGGAACCAUCUGCAACCGCACCGACGAACUGAAGGCUGACGACGUCGGAACAAAAUGCAAGAAGUUCGAGAUUAAGAAGAUUGGAGACGAGUACUUCUGCUUCCUCACCGAGUGCGUCGAUCCUAAAGCCUGCACGAUCGUUCUCCGAGGUGCGAGCAAAGACAUCUUGAACGAGGUCGAGAGAAACCUCCAGGACGCAAUGGCUGUUGCCAGGAAUAUUGCCCUCGAUCCGAAGAUCGUGAACGGGGGUGGCGCGGUCGAAAUGCAGGUCGGCUAUGAACUCAAUCAGAAGGCGAAGGCAAUGACCGGGAUCGACCAAUGGCCAUACCGUUCGGUUGCGAGAUCUCUAGAAAUCAUUCCGGCGACCUUGAUCCAGAACUGCGGUGGAAACACUAUCCGCAUGCUGACGCAGCUCCGUGCCAAGCACGCGAGCGGUGACCACGGCUACGCGAUCAACGGAGAAUCCGGAGAGGUCGUCAAAACCGAGGAUCUCAAAGUUUUCGAACCGCUGGCGGUCAAGGUCCAAGCCUACAAAACUGCCAUCGAAACGGCGAUCCUAUUGUUGAGAAUCGACGAUAUUGUUAGCGGCAGCAAGAAGGCCUCCUCGUUGGAAGAUGGGGCGAGGCAACAAGCCCCCCAGGUCACCGAAGAAUCGACUAAGGAAUGAAAAUGUUCAUAUGGCUUAUUUAUACGCUAAAUAAAACAGCAUUCAGGAUGAG